GACAAGGUUGAGCUGAUCAGGAGUUUGGUGUUUGAACACUAUCGCCAUCUGUUGCGUGCAUUGUCCACCAUAGUGUGGUCAACACAUGGCGAUAGUGCUUUGCUAUGUCUGAUUGUCUAUGUUUUAUAUUUCAACAGUCGUAAAAAAUCUAAGGCGAACAAUGUACUAAAAUUGAAAAGACGCAUCUGUGUCACUUGAUAAUUCAUACAUGUAAACCAAACUAAUACAAGAAAUAAAGAUCAUUUAAAGUCAAAAAAAAAACUAAGACAAACAGUUCCACUCCAGCAUUGAUACUGAUAACGUGAUGAAGCUCGUGUUACUGUCGCUUUGCUUCUGGCUUAGCUGUGUGCUCCAAAUUUCUGCCGAUCUGAACGAUUCUUGUGGACAACGGGAAGAUUCCAGCUGGAAAUGGCACGUGCAGCUUUUGAAUAUACAACUAACGGAACAGGACUUAAACUGCGGAGGAACUCUCCUGAAUAAAUUGUUCGUCACAACGACGGCUCACUGUCUGUACAAUCUAAAUGGCGAUCAAUUGGAUAUUGGUCAGUUGCGAAUCAUAUUUCCCGAUGGAGAAUACCGGUCAAUUAGAAGAACUUUUCAACCCAAGCCAUUUGAUAUUGAAAAUAUAUCCAAUGAUUUUGUUUUGCUACUACUAGACCGGGAAGUAAGUUACAACUAUUUGGUUGCCCCCAUUUGUUUGCCAAAGGUAUAUGAGAUUCAAGUUCAGGACGUACAUACUCCAGUGUUAACGAGUGGGUCUCUGUCAGUCAACCGUGAGGAUACCUGUCUCAACGAUACCAAUAUUCUGUUUGGAAUGGUCUACAUGGAUGCCAUUUGCUUAGGAACAUUCGAUCGAUCGCACAAAUAUCAUCGCAAUGCUGGAAGUGGAAUUUUCGCAAAGCGUAGCUCAAAGUGGUACUUGGUUGGACUUGUAAUGUAUACCACAGGGCCCACAAAGAUUCGCAUCACUUACAUCGGUGGCAUCCACCUGCAAAGGUACCUCACCUGGAUCAAGAGAACAAUGGACCAUUAUUCACAAGCUCCGAGCAUCAUCGAAAAAAGUUCGAAUUGUUCAUUUCGGUGAAAACAUUUCAUUAGGGCGAAACUGCUUUUGU
Messenger RNA from Ochlerotatus camptorhynchus, 1115 nucleotides. Its product is annotated as serine protease 52-like. Gene Ontology annotation, molecular function: serine-type endopeptidase activity. The record is from RefSeq and is a predicted model, not a curated record. The coding region runs from base 305 to 1084 and encodes 259 amino acids. NCBI's taxonomy places the organism in Eukaryota, Metazoa, Arthropoda, Insecta, Diptera, Culicidae. The transcript has 2 exons. Gene Ontology annotation, biological process: proteolysis.